Molecule: messenger RNA, 2346 nt
Organism: Dreissena polymorpha
Lineage: Eukaryota; Metazoa; Mollusca; Bivalvia; Myida; Dreissenidae
Product: solute carrier family 46 member 3-like
Exons: 4
Coding region: 135-1679 (514 amino acids)
Biological process (GO): transmembrane transport
Cellular component (GO): membrane
Molecular function (GO): transmembrane transporter activity
Source: RefSeq, a predicted model, not a curated record
CCAUACAAAAGGCUGUAACGGCUUGUCUAAUUCGCAAACAGACAAUAACUCAGUUUCACGGCGGUGGUGUAUAUAAAACCAUAUUCCGAAAGAAAAUUGCAUUUUUCUCGCGUCUUUACUUUGUGCAAGUAUAUAUGACUGAAAAUAAGUUAACUGUAAUCUUAAUUCAAGUAAUGGGUUCUAGUGAAAGAGACAGGCUUGUGCAACAACGUGUCGCUGUGGACUCUGCAGGCAGUGACCGAGAGGCUCCAGCUGAAUUCCGCCUCGUACAUGCUGUACUAUUUCCGGUAACUAUUCUACUGCACGUGUCUGGUGGUAUUAGCUACUAUACGACCCAACAGUGGAUACAGAAAUACUUAAUAGAGACGAUGGAUAUUAACGAUGGCCACGAGCAACACGGUCACCACCACGUGCGUUGCCUCCAGGAUGGUAACUCCACGGAAGGCAAUUUCACACGGAUAGAACAGGAAACGGCUCGUUGGGCAAUGUUUGCUGCCCUGGCGAGCCAUGUGCCGUCGUUCUUCGUUUCGGCACUGGUUUCAUCAUACUCGGAUAAAUACGGACGAAAAUGUUUGUUCAUAAUCAGCGCGCUCAGCCAGACGGUGCAAAUGGCGAUAACUUCGCUGACCAUUUACUUUCAAUGGAGCCUUGUUUUGAUUGUCGUUGGCUCAGCGAUCGACGGCUUGUCAGGCGCUUUAUACACGAACUAUCUGGCGGCAAUGUUAUAUCUGGCGGAUGUAACACCGACUGAAAAAAAUCGCGCAAUUGCACUAAGCAUAUACGAUGGCCUUCUGAUGUUCUGUUCAACGAUUUCAGCAUUAAGCUCAGGGUUCAUAAUCACUAAAGCUGGCUUUUUCCCAUCUAUGGUCGCGUGCACCGCGGCAGCGGGAUUUUGCCUGCUGCUGAUAUGUUGUUGUUUGCCAGAAACACACAAACGACACAACAGAGCGACCACGCGGACAGUGUGCGAGAUGAUCAGACGUAUUGGGGAUGUUUACUGCUCACCUAAGUUUAACCGUGUAGCUUUUGUAAUCGUUCUCGUUAUCUACUUUUUCCAAACGUUUGCGAGUGUUCAUCGCGGUUCGACUGAGCUACUGUAUCAACUAGGUCGGCCGUUCUGCUGGACCGCGCACAAAAUAGGGUUCUUUUCCGCGGCUCGGCACGCUGCACAGGGACUAGCUAGCGUUGUUCUCAUCAUUCCAUUGAAGCGCUGCUUUUCGGUCGUCAACAUCGCACUGAUAAGUGCCGUCUUUAAUACAGGAUCGUAUGUUUUAGAAGCGCUGGCAACCACAACUUUACAGUUGUUCAUGGUGCCUAUUGUGGCCACACUGGGGGCGCUGGCCUCAACGAUGCUCAAGGCGCUCCUGUCCGCCAUGACGCCUCCCGACAAGCAAGGUGCCGUAUUCGCGAAUAUUAUCUUAGUUGCUACGUCGACGGCAAUCCUGACGACUUACAGCUUGAACCACAUUUAUUAUGCCACUGUGAGCGUCUUCACGAGUACAGUGUUUAUAGUGCUGGGAGGGAUGUCCUUCAUGGCCGUACUGCUCCUCGUAUUGUUCAAGAUGACACAGAGAGGCGAAGCCGUGUACGGACCCACUGAGAACAACUCCGUUAGACCCGGUGACACCCGUGAUGACGUUCUUACAAGAUCAAUCAGCUCCGUGGAUGGAAAUAGAUGAACUCCAAUUCCCUGCAGAGCAACAUGUGAACCCCUGCUUCUUGCCUCGGGACAUGUGAACCCCAGCUCUAUGCAGAGCAACAUAUAAACCCAUCCUUCUUGUCUGGGGACAGAUAGCAGUGGAAUAGGAGAACCGAGACCCCCCUGCAAGGCAACAGGUGAACCCUUGCUUCUUCUCUGAGGAAAAGAGAACCCGUUUUGCCAUUAGGCACAUAGGAGCUCAGUAUCUCAAAAUGUCAAUAACAUGAAACGGGAGUAUUGUCGACAACUGAGUGUAAACCGUGUGUGUUUCGUGUGUUUAAACAUAAACAUGUCAACAUUGUAUGGCUUUUUACAUAUUGCGCAAUGAACUCUUGAAAACGACGCUUUCUUAAUAUUAACGUGAUCGUACAAAACAUCGUCAUUAAAAAUCAAUGAAGUCUCGCUCGAAAAACCUUAUGUCAACUCAUGUUCAAAAUAGUUUUGUUAAAAUGCAAUGUAGCAUGGCUUAACAACUUGAUUUAGUGUGCAACUGAUAAUCGACGUGAUUUGGAUGUUUUAAACAGCAAUCACAUAUCUUAAUAUGCUUCGAGAAUGUGUAUAAACACUUAAUAUAAAAUAUACUGGCAUAAUGAUAAGGUGACGGUUCAUUUACGAUACUUGAAUAUGUUUCACAUUUAUGAAAAAAA